AUGGCUGACAGAAGACCUCGCACAAGGUCACCUUCUCCUCGAAGAUCUUCAAUGCGCGACGAGCGGCCGCGAAGAAACCACAGCCGUUCAAGGUCCCGAUCGCCCCAUAGACGCCGAGAACCAGAUCGCCGUGGAGGACGUCGAGGCGGAGGAGGGUUCCGCUGGAAAGAAAAGCGUAGACAAGAUGGCGAUGGUGAUGGUGAUAGGGAAGAAAGGGCGCCAGACCGCAAUUACAGAAAUAGAUCGCCCAGGCGCGAUGACCGUAAAGAUAGAGAUGAACCACCCAGAGGGCCUAGAGAAUCGCGCAAUGCGACAUCCAGCAGUAAAUCCGCCGCCAACGUCGACGAUAAGUUCGAUCUAGCUUCCAAAUUUGGCUCUUCUACGUCUUCGAAAACACCUCAAGCGGAUCCCGGGGCGAAGGCUAAGGUGGAACAAGCACCUCAAGCAACUGGGGAGCCUAUGAUUAUUGUCCAUGUCAACGAUCGACUCGGUACAAAAGCUGCAAUCCCUUGCUUGGCUUCUGAUCCGAUAAAAUUGUUUAAGGCUCAGGUCGCAGCAAGAAUUGGGAGACAGCCUCACGAAAUUUUAUUGAAAAGGCAGGGAGAGCGGCCAUUUAAAGACCAGUUGACACUCGAGGACUAUGGUGUUAGUAAUGGGGUUCAAAUCGAUUUGGAAAUUGACACUGGAGAGUGA
This is a messenger RNA of Glarea lozoyensis ATCC 20868, 693 nucleotides long. Its product is annotated as Ubiquitin-like protein. Lineage: Eukaryota; Fungi; Ascomycota; Leotiomycetes; Helotiales; Helotiaceae. Gene Ontology annotation, biological process: protein modification process; mRNA splicing, via spliceosome. The coding region runs from base 1 to 693 and encodes 230 amino acids. Gene Ontology annotation, molecular function: protein tag activity. The transcript has a single exon. The record is from RefSeq and is a predicted model, not a curated record. Gene Ontology annotation, cellular component: nucleus; cytoplasm.